Molecule: messenger RNA, 1854 nt
Organism: Tarenaya hassleriana
Lineage: Eukaryota; Viridiplantae; Streptophyta; Magnoliopsida; Brassicales; Cleomaceae
Exons: 11
Coding region: 268-1443 (391 amino acids)
Biological process (GO): gluconeogenesis
Cellular component (GO): cytosol
Molecular function (GO): phosphoenolpyruvate carboxykinase (ATP) activity; ATP binding
Source: RefSeq, a predicted model, not a curated record
CCUCCAAUUUCCCACUUUGUUUUUCCCAUUGCUUCCUUUCCCGGUGGUUCCUGUUUUCUCCUACAUGAGAGGGUUUAAGUCCUAAUACGCUGAAUCCGGGUGCAACCGAGAGAUGGAAUCCGUGACUUCGAGUACGAUUCUCUGAUUCUCCGUCCGAAGAGGGCUGGACCCGUAUCUUCUGCUAUGGAAGUCGAAACUAACAUCUGGAAUCGCUAAUUUCAGAAUCAGGGGUCAAGGGUUCUGCUAAUUUCCAUCGUUCUUAAGAAAAUGAUGAAUCUUGCGCGCGGACGAUCCGUUCAAAGCUCAUUCUCCCGCAUUAUCCACCGUAACGGUAAGGUGGGAUUCGCUAAAGCUGAUUUUGGAAGUGAUGAAAGUGGUAGAUUUUCUUAUGGCCUCAACUCGGCUUUGGCUGGAAUCGGUGUAAUCGUAAAAGAUAAGGCAUUUAGAAACUUGGAACCUCUUGAACUGCUGGAUAAAGGCGCUGUCAUUCCUGGAUCAUUGUCUCGCCUGCCUAUAUAUCUUAGAAACAAAGUUUCUGGGAGUGAGCCGAAACUGUCUAAAGCACAAUUCAGCAAGCUUCUUAAACAGGCCACCACUCAUUUAUCAUCUGUAUCAAAUAUUUUUGUCCAUGAUGGUGCAAUUGGUUUGCCGAAGGUCAAUGCCAAAGUUCGUGUGGUGAGCGACUGCCCAACUGCUGUGCUAAACCUUUCCAAUGUCCUCUGGAAGACCUCUGCACGCGCAAUUUCUCAUGAUUCUUGUCCGAUAACAGUGUAUGUUGCUACAUCCAUAAGUCCAGAUGUUAGAGAUUUUCUUAGCCUUGGAGCACAGAGUAGCAGUGACUUUAUAGCUGCUGAUGUUGAGCGAUCCUCACUCAUUUUAUGUGGAAAAGCAUUUGCUGACAUAAACGGCACUAAAGAGGCACUAGCUGCCUUAAGCGCACCUGUCAUAUCAGCUCGAGGAGGCUUACUUCUCUCUGGAAGGCUCCUUGUUUCCAAUGGUUUUGUUGUGUUAUUAUUUGCUCCCGAGGAUGUGAUAUGUAGCUGUGAGGACCGAUUGAUUUCUCCUAAAGCCGGUGUAAUCCUUUCCUCACAAUGUGUCGCACCAUCGUUUCGGACAGGAACUGAUGACUACCCCAAUCUAUUAGAUAUUCCAGCUGCUGUUGUUCUUGCUGUUUCAGAUAUUACUGGAACAAGUCCUUCUUUGUCAAGGCUCACUCCAGAAGAAACCGCUUACCACUACGUGGCUGGUUAUGAAGAUGGGAAAUUUUCAUAUGCUCAUUUAAAGGUCCCUUCAUCGAUUGAUGUACUGAAACUUGCCGAAGCACUUUCCUCAAAGUUGAAAGAUCAUCAAAUCUCAUCUUAUCUGGUGAACACAAGGAGAGGUGGAAAGAAUCUCCUAAACCUGAUCGAUUCUGUUCUUUCUGGGAUGGAUUCCUCCACAUGAAUCUUAAGAGUGUCGUGGCAGAGUUUUCCCUCUUGGACAAGCUCGUGGCAACAAACAUCGGAGACGGUCCCGUUCUAGAAAAUCUCUUCGACUAUGUCCAAUGUACACUUUGGAGACAUUUUGGUAAGACAUUCAUCCCAGAGUUGUUUCGGUUCCCCUUCCUCAAUAGCAAAGACGGGCACAUAUACAUAUACCGCAGCCACAACAGCCAAUACCAUAACGAUGCUGGUGCUGAGUUUUGUCAUCUUGACCGAAUGUGUUUGGAUUUUAUUAUUCAGCCUAAUAUGUUAUGUAUUUGUUUUUCUUGGUAGAGAAAGUGAAAUAAGAGUGGUAUUUAUGUAUACAACGGUACAAUUAGUAACUCUCGCGGCAUUUAUUUUGGGGAAGUUUCUUUUGAUUUUGUUUUUCUAA